Equus caballus (horse) is the source of this 966-nucleotide messenger RNA. It is a transcript of the gene OR10AB7, whose product is annotated as olfactory receptor family 10 subfamily AB member 7. The record is from RefSeq and is a predicted model, not a curated record. Gene Ontology annotation, molecular function: G protein-coupled receptor activity; olfactory receptor activity. Lineage: Eukaryota; Metazoa; Chordata; Mammalia; Perissodactyla; Equidae. Gene Ontology annotation, cellular component: plasma membrane. Gene Ontology annotation, biological process: G protein-coupled receptor signaling pathway; detection of chemical stimulus involved in sensory perception of smell.
AUGGGAAAUCAUACUACAGUGAGCACAUUCCUUCUGUGGGGAUUUUCUGGUUUCCCAGACCUGCAGAAUUUUCUCUUUGUGAUGAUUUUCUUUUGCCAUGUGACUACCGUAACUGCAAAUGUGUCCAUAAUGGUGGCCAUCCAGCUCAGUCACAACCUUCACACUCCCAUGUACUUUUUCCUCUGUGGUCUGUCCAUUUCAGAAACUUGUACCACUAUGGUAAUUCUCCCCCGUAUUUUGGUGGACUUGCUGUCAGACAACAAGACCAUUUCUCUUCCUGAGUGUGCCACACAGAUGUUUUUCUUCUUAGGCUUAGGAGGGAAUAACUGUUUCAUCAUUGCUGCCAUGUCCUAUGACCGUUACACUGCCAUUCACAACCCACUGCAUUAUGCCAUCCGGAUGACCCAUAAGAUGUGCUUGCAGCUCAUGAUGGCGUCUUGGAUGGUUGGAUUCCUGGUUUCUCUCUGCAUCGUCAUCACUGUAUUCAACCUAUCUUUCUGUGACUCCAACACCAUCCAGCACUUCUUCUGUGACAUCUCGCCUGUGGUCUCCCUUGCUUGUGAUUACACUUUGUAUCAUGAAAUGGCUACUUUUUUGCUCUCUGCCUUUGUGUUGGUGGGAAGCUUUAUUUUAAUUAUGAUUUCCUAUGUCUUCAUUGGGUCCACAGUUUUGAAGAUGCCUUCUGCAAAGGGGAAGUAUAAGGCCUUCUCAACUUGCUCCUCCCACCUCACUGUAGUGUGCAUCCACUAUGGAUUUGCUUGCUUUGUUUAUUUGAGGCCCAAGGACAGUGACUCAUUCCAUGAAGAUAUGCCAAUGGCUUUGACAUAUACAGUGCUGACACCUCUGCUUAAUCCCAUAGUAUACAGUCUAAGAAACAAAGAAAUGCAGAUAGCCCUAAUGAAAGUAGUAGACAAUGCAAAUAGGCUUAUCUCUCAGAGGGUUAAUAAAAGAACCUUGAACAUUUAA